AUGGCAGGAGCUACCGCCCUGGAUAUGUUCGAGGAUGGAGCAGAAGAACUCUCAUUUGGGUACUAUGCCAGGACUUGCCCAAACAUGGAGGUUAUUGUACACAAGAAGAUUCAAGAUUGGAUAGCUCGUGAUCCCAGUCUUGGCCCUGCCAUUAUUCGCCUACAUUUCCAUGAUUGUGCUGUUAGGGGAUGUGACGCAUCAAUCUUACUGAACCAUGCUGGAAGCGAAAGGAAGGCGAAGGAGAGCGAGAGCCUGAAAGGAUUCAAUGUUAUUGAUGAUAUUAAGGCAGAGAUCGAGAAGAAGUGCCCAAAGACUGUUUCUUGUGCUGACAUCCUUACAGCAGCUGCACGAGAGGCUACCGUUAAGAUUGGAGGGCCAUUCUGGGAGGUUCCAUAUGGCAGGAAAGAUGGCAGGGUAUCUCUUGUUUCAGAAGCUGCGUUUGUGCCGAUGGGACAUGAGAAUAUGACCUAUCUCAUUGAGUUCUUCCAAUCAAAGGGUUUGAGUUUGCUUGAUCUUGUUGUCCUCUCAGGUGCCCAUACCAUUGGAAGGAGCACUUGCAGCUCAAUCCAGGACAGAUUGUACAACUUCAAAGGCACCAAAAAACCAGAUCCCUCCAUUGAAGCACAUUACUUGAACUUUUUAAAAAGGAAAUGCAGAUGGGCUUCAGAAUAUGUAGAGCUCGAUGGAUCCACACCUAAGAAAUUUGAUUCAGUUUACUACAAUAACUUGCAGAGAAAAAUGGGUUUACUGUCCACUGAUCAACUUCUCAACUCUGAUUCGAGGACUUCACCUAUCGUUUCUGCUCUAUCAGCUCAGCCAAUGCUCUUCUAUCAGCAAUUUUCUGUGUCUAUGACUAAUCUGGGGAAUGUUCAAGUUCUUACAGGUGAUGAGGGGGAGAUCAGGACCAAAUGCAGCUCACUUAACCAUCGUUGAUUAGUCUGAUUGUUAAUGUAUUUAAGAUUUGUUUGAAUGUGAUUUGAGAACUGAGUGUUGUUUCUGACACUGGAAACAAAACUGGAGUGGAAAGGAUGGAGCUUACUGUUUUGAAAUAUGUAAUAUUUGUUCUUAAUUUGCUGUGAACUGG
Messenger RNA from Dendrobium catenatum, 1084 nucleotides. Its product is annotated as peroxidase 7-like. Lineage: Eukaryota; Viridiplantae; Streptophyta; Magnoliopsida; Asparagales; Orchidaceae. Gene Ontology annotation, molecular function: heme binding; peroxidase activity. Gene Ontology annotation, cellular component: plant-type cell wall; plasmodesma. The transcript has 4 exons. The coding region runs from base 1 to 933 and encodes 310 amino acids. The record is from RefSeq and is a predicted model, not a curated record. Gene Ontology annotation, biological process: hydrogen peroxide catabolic process; response to oxidative stress.